AUGACACGUGAAGUCCUGGCUGGCCUUCGAAUGCUUGCCGAUACAGUCAAGGGCAUGACAAUGCGGCACGCACGCAUCCUUUACAUCUCGUGCGUGCGACCGAUCCUCACAUAUGGCUCGCUCCUGUGGUUCCACGGCAACCACCAAAAGUCCCUAUCCGACCCAAUCCAGAAGGCACAAAAUGUGGGGAUUCGGUGGCUAACAGGUGCCUUCAAAACAACCCCCACCGCCGCUCUCCACCACCUCGCGUCCAUCCCACCCAUCCAUGUCCACCUCCACAGACUCAACACCAACGCGGCCGCCAAACUCAGAGCUCUCCCCAAACUCGCCGAAAUCAGCCGUCGUCUCCCCCCAUCUUGGGACUCACACGACCCAUCCUUACCGCUCUCCCCUGUGCCCAAACGUCAUACGACAACAACGCCAUCCCCCAUCACCCGACUCGCAGCACUCUCCCAUCCAGAAGCCGAAUUCCAAACCCCCUACCUCAAACCCCCAUGGUGCCCCGAUAACCCGUUCCCCGGCAGACUGAUAUGUGCGUUCCCCCCCGGUGGCUCCUCGAAAACCCGCCGUGCAAAGACCGCCGAGAACGCCAAUCGCCUGAUCGACGCACUCGCGCACGAAGGCACUCUGAUUGGCUUCUCGGAUGGUUCGAAAGAAGUUCGGUCAGGGGUUCGCAAGGUCGGAGUCAGAUACAGCGUCCAAUGGAAAAAAUCAGAAAUUGCCAAGUUCAGCGGCGGUAUUGGGCCCCGCGCAGACAUCUUCGACGCCGAAAUGCUCGCCCUCGCACUAAUAGCACGAAGAUGCGUGCGGUUCGCCAAGUCCCACAACAUCCACAAAAUUCACGUCUUUUCGGACAACUUAGCGGCUGUGCGCAUCAUCAACCGAGCGGAGCCGCACCCCGCUCAGUACGCCUCAACCCUGUUCCGUAAGGAAGUCCACGCUUUCCUUGCGAACGACCCGAGACGAUCCUUCGUGGUCCAAUGGAUCCCCGGCCACUCCAAAAUUGAAGGAAACGAGCGCGCGGACAGGUUAGCUAGCGCGGGCCUCGACCUCUGCCCCACUUCGCUCUUCAAUCGCACUACAACGUGGGCUAAGUGCCGAGCCACCCAACGGGCCUCCAGGGCAUGGGGAAAAAUUUGGGCGGAUAGUACACACUCUGAAACCGUGCGAAAGCACAUUCCCCGACCCCCCUCUCUCAAACUCCACCCCAUUUUCAAUUCCCCCGGCCUCCCCCGAUCAGUCUCAUCCCGCCUCGUUCAUGUGAUGACGGGUCACGGUUGGUUUGGCGAAUACAAAGACCGAAUGCCAUUCAUCGAUGGCCCCUCCAAAUGCUUGUGCGGAGAACAAAUCCAAAGCGUCCCCCACCUCCUAUUCCUGUGCCCCCUCACGGAGGACAGCCGUAAAAUUCUUACCAACGCUGCACCAGACCUAAACCCCUCCACUCUCUUCGGCUCUACCAAAGGACUGGAGGCGGUGGCGAAAUUCAUACUUCACUCUGGAAUCGGACUUUAUAGUUAA
Messenger RNA from Rhizoctonia solani, 1518 nucleotides. Its product is annotated as RNA-directed DNA polymerase from transposon BS. The record is from RefSeq and is a predicted model, not a curated record. The transcript has a single exon. Bases 1 to 1518 code for a protein of 505 amino acids. Gene Ontology annotation, molecular function: RNA-DNA hybrid ribonuclease activity; nucleic acid binding. NCBI's taxonomy places the organism in Eukaryota, Fungi, Basidiomycota, Agaricomycetes, Cantharellales, Ceratobasidiaceae.